Molecule: messenger RNA, 1245 nt
Organism: Eubalaena glacialis (North Atlantic right whale)
Lineage: Eukaryota; Metazoa; Chordata; Mammalia; Artiodactyla; Balaenidae
Gene: SLC36A3
Product: solute carrier family 36 member 3
Biological process (GO): proton transmembrane transport; L-alanine transport; proline transmembrane transport
Cellular component (GO): vacuolar membrane
Molecular function (GO): L-proline transmembrane transporter activity; amino acid:proton symporter activity; glycine transmembrane transporter activity
Source: RefSeq, a predicted model, not a curated record
AUGGGAGCAAUCCACAGUGGCUCACUGUGCCCAAUCUCCUUUCCCCUCCAGGUCGGUCCUUUCAGCUUGCUUGCUAUCGGGAUCCUCACCGUGCACUGCAUGGUCAUCCUGUUGAACUGUGCUCAUCACCUAAGUCAGAGACUGCAAAAGACUUUUGUGAACUAUGGAGAGGCCAUGAUGUACAGCCUCGAAACCUGCCCAAACGCCUGGCUGAGGACCCACUCAGUGUGGGGAAGGUACACUGUCAGCUUUUUAUUAAUCAUCACCCAAUUGGGCUUCUGCAGUGUUUAUUUUAUGUUUAUGGCAGACAAUUUACAACAGAUGGUGGAAGAAGCCUACGUGACCUCCAACACCUGCCAACCCAGGAAGAUCCUGGUGCUGACCCCGACCCUGGACAUUCGUUUCUACAUGCUGACAAUCCUGCCCUUCCUGACCCUGCUGGUGUUUAUCCAGAACCUCAGGGUUCUGUCCGUCUUCUCAACGCUGGCCAAUAUCACCACCCUGGGGAGCAUGGCUCUGAUCUUUGAGUAUAUCGUGCAGGAGAUUCCAGAUCCCAGGAACCUACCCUUGAUGGCAAGCUGGAAGACUUUCUUGCUGUUCUUCGGUACAGCCAUCUUCACGUUUGAAGGCGUCGGUAUGGUUCUGUCUCUCAAAAACCAGAUGAAGCAUCCACAGCAGUUUUCUUUUGUUCUGUACUUGGGGAUGUCCCUUGUCAUUGUCCUCUACAUCUGCCUGGGGACACUGGGCUACAUGAAGUUUGGGUCGAACACCCAGGCCAGCAUCACCCUCAACUUGCCCAAUUGCUGGUUGUACCAGUCGGUCAAGCUGAUGUACUCCAUCGGCAUCUUCUUCACUUAUGCCCUCCAGUUCCACGUGCCAGCUGAGAUCGUCAUCCCCGUCGUCAUCUCCCAGGUGUCAGAGAGCUGGGUGCUGUUUGCAGACCUGUCUGUCCGCACGGCCUUGGUCUGUCUGACCUGUGUCUCAGCCAUCCUCAUACCCCGCCUGGACCUGGUCAUCUCCCUGGUGGGCUCCGUGAGCAGCAGUGCCCUGGCCCUCAUCAUCCCACCCCUCCUGGAGCUCAUCACCUUUUACCCUGAAGACAUGAGCUGUGUCACCAUUGCAAAGGACAUCAUGAUCAGCAUCCUGGGCCUUUUGGGGUGUGUAUUUGGAACAUACCAAGCCCUCCAUGAGUUGAUCCAACCCAUCAACCAUUCCAUAGCCAACUCCACAGCUGUCUAUGCAUAA